UUGUGAUGGGCUGGACUGCUGAAAACGAAAGUAUAGGGCUCUACGAUCAGGCUUCAUUAUUUUCCAGUCGGCUGGCAGCGCCUGGAGUGGCAGGAAAUGGACCCAUCUAAGGUGGUAGCUGCCUCUGAGAAGGAAAGGACACCAGCAGGGGAGGAGAGUGAAGAGCUGUCCAGCGAACUCCCCAGCACCUCUUCUGGAAUGUUGACCCCGUCUGGAGAGAAGCGUAUGGAUCUGGAGUCUGAGAUCUCUAGGCUGGAGGAGGAGCUGAAGGUGCUGAAGGCAGAGGUCAACAGGGAUGAGCAGUCUACCAGCACCUCUUCUGGAUGGUUGACCCCGUCUGUGGAGGAGCAUGAUCUGGAGACUAAAAUCUCUAUGCUGGAGAAGAAGCUGGGGUUCAUGAAGAAAUCCUUCAGGUUGGAUGUUCCAGCUCUGCUGCUGACCAGUCUGGAGGAGCUCACUAAAGAACAGCUGAAGAAAUUUCAGUCUCGUGGCAGGAUGUUAGGCUUUCCUCCCAUCCCAGAGAGUCAGCUGGAGAACACUGACAGACAGGACACAGUGGAUCAGAUGGUGAAGAGAUACGGCCCUGAGGGAGCUGUGAGGAACACACUGAAGAUCCUGAGAAGGAUAAAGCGACAUGAUGUAGCACAGAAGUUAGAGAGAGAUCACAAAAGAGCAACAACAUGGCGGAGAGACUCAUCAAACAGUGAUAAAUGGAGAAGGAGGAAGAAGCAUGAGGCAAUGAGAAAAAGAAAAAGAAAGAAAAAAGAAAAAAGAUCCUUCAUGUUGGCUGUUCCAGCUCUGCUGCUGACCGGUCUGGAGGAGCUCACUGAAGAACAGCUUAAGAUAUUUCAGAUUUCCCUGACUACGGUCCAGCUACCUGACUUUCCUCCCAUCCCAGAGAGCCAGCUGGAGAACACUGACAGACAGAACACAGUGGAUCAGAUGGUGAAGAGAUACGGCCCAGAGGGAGCUGUGAGGAACACAUGGAGGAUCCUGAGGAGGAUGAAUCUGGAUGAUCUGGCAGAGAAGUUCGAGAGAUAUUACAGUAGAGGUAUUCCCACUAAGGACUACAAGUCCUUAGUCCAACCCAGGCCCUUCUACAGCUCAUUACCCACCCGUUUCUCCAGCUCCUCCUCCUUCCUUCCCUCUGGCUCGUCUAAGGAGUUGCUGUCAUUAACUACUGGUAGCUCAGGACAGCUCAGCUCACAGAGACACCAAAUAUUGGCUGUUCCAGCUCUGCUGCUGACCACUCUGGAGGAGCUCACUGAAGAACAGCUGAAGACAUUUCAGUUUUACCUGACUAGUGGCAGGAUGUUAGACUUUCCUCCCAUCCCAGAGAGACACCUGGAUAACACUGACAGACAGGUCACAGUGGAUCAGAUGGUGAAGAGAUACGACCCUGAGGGAGCUGUGAGGAACACACUGAAGAUCCUGAGGAGGAUGAAUCUGGAUGAUCUGGCAGAGAAGUUACAGAGAGAUCACAUUAGAGCUGUAUCUACAACAGAAACAAAAUGGUGGAGCAACUCAUCAGACACUGGCAAUGAUGAAGAGAGAGAGAAGAAACAUGUCCAUCUGUCUGGACGUUCUAGAGCCUUGGACAGAGAGGCAGCAGGCAGCAAAGACACUGGAAUCACAAAGGACAGAUAUGAGCUGGUCACGAAACCUACAGAGAAGAAAAUCGAAGCUCUGCUGCUGGCCACUCUGGAGGAGCUGAGCACAGACGAGCUGAAGAUAUUACAGCAGGAACGGAUUCCAAGCAAACAGCUUCCACCUUACCUGACUGGCUUUCCUCCCAUCCCAAAAACUCAGCUGGAGAACAAUGACAGACAGGUCAUAGUGGAUCAGAUGCUGAAGAGGUACGGCCCUGAGGGAGUUGUGGAGAUCACACUGAGGAUCCUGAGGAGGAUGAACCGGGAAGAUCUGGCAGAGAAGUUUGAGAGAUAUCACGGUAGAGAUUCCAGCCCUGUCUUCUCCCAAGCCCUCUAUCCACCCAGUGUUGUCAUGGAGAAGCCUUCCAGGUUCCUUCCCUCCUCAGUACAGCACAGCUUACAGAGACCCCAGAUAUGGACUGUUCCAGCUCUGCUGCUGAGCAGUCUGGAGGAACUCACUGAAGAACAGCUGAAGACAUUUCAGUCUAACCUGACUAGUGUCCAGCCGCUUGGCUUUCCUCCCAUCCCAGAGAGCCAGCUGGAGAACGUUGGCAGACAGGUCACAGUGGAUCAGAUGGUGAAGAGAUACGGCCCUGAGAGAGCUGUGGAGAUCACACUGAGGAUCCUGAGGGGGAUGAAGCGGGUAGACCUAGCAGAGAAGUUACAGAGAGAUCACACUAGAGCUGUAUCUACAACAGAAACAAAAUGGUGGAGCGACUCAUCAGACACUGGCAAUGAUGAAGAGAGAGAGAAGAAACAUGUCCACCUGGCUGGAAGUUCUAGAUCCUUGGACAGAGAGGCAGCAGGCAGCAAAGAAACUGGAAUCACAAAGGACAGAUAUGAGCUGGUCACGAAACCUGCAGAGAAGAAAAGAGAAGCUCUGCUGCUGGCCACUCUGGAGGAGCUGAGCACAGACGAGCUGAAGAUAUUUCAGCAGGAACUGACUCUAAGCAAACAGCUUCCACCUUACCUGACUGGCUUUCCUCCCAUCCCAAAAACUCAGCUGGAGAACAAUGACAGACAGGUCAUAGUGGAUCAGAUGCUGAAGAGGUACGGCCCUGAGGGAGUUGUGGAGAUCACACUGAGGAUCCUGAGGAGGAUGAACCGGGAAGAUCUGGCAGAGAAGUUUGAGAGAUAUCACGGUAGAGGAAAGAAAAGGAGAACAAGUGAGGAACCAUCCUGGCCUGGUCUAGUUUCCAGGGGCGAAAAGAUUGAGGAGCAUUGUGUCCCAUUCCUUGGCAGAGCCCCGUUCUUCAUCAAACAUAAGAAAACCCCAAAGCUAGAGAUGGACUUUUCAACCAUCCUAGGGAGCCAACUGAAGAUGGCUAACAGUCUCAACACAGAGGUAUCUGUGAACACUCAGGAGAACACCCAGGAGAACACCCAGAGGAUUGAUGAUGAGGAGUUGGGAAGAGAAAGGGAUUCUCCUCUCCUGGAUCACCAUCACAUGAGUUCUCCAGAUGAAUUUACACCUGAAAUCCACGAUCAGGACAACAGGGGAGAAUACCGGUUCCAGUGCCCCAGUGCAGGUCUGUUCCAGUGCAGUAUAACAGGCCUGGUGUUCAGGAUGGAGGGAGAGGGAGAGGUGCUCUAUAGGACAGUCCACUGGGACAUGAGGCUUCUUUCCCAGAGAGGCAAGAGACCUGCAGGACCCCUGUUCAUGUUUACAUGCCUUAAGGGGUCUGUCUGUCAACUACACCUCCCCCACUGUGAGAUCUACAAUAGUGGUGGAUGUGACUUCCUGUCUGUAGCCCAUGUGACUGAUGAUGACAUCAUUGAGUUUCUCCCUCCUCUUGAGACAACAGAAACACAUGUCAUAAUAAACAUCAGUGGAUUCUCUGCUUAUGGUGAAGUCAAGGAUGAAGACUCUCCCACCAUUCCUAUAAGAGCACUUGUCUUGUUGUUCUACAAGCCCCCAGUUGUUCCUAAAAAGAGGUCCAUCCUGAAUGUGUUGUUGCUUCCCAGAAAUGUUGUGAUCAGGGAGGUGCAGGAGGAGUGGAAACGAAGGAAUGGAGACAAAUACAUCUAUAUUGAAACAAAUCCUCGCUGCCAACUAAUUCCAAAUAAAGAAUACGAGCUCUUCACAGAUCUUACAGAUGAAUAUCUAAUUCAACCAAAGGAUGCAGAAUUUGUGGAUUUUGAAUCUUAUGAAAACUACUUCCCAACAUUUCAGUUGUUCAUACAAACUGUUGUUGAGCAAGUUAAUCUUCUUCUGAAAGACAAUGGUGGUGAAGAAUCUGUCUGGGAUAGACUUGUCUGGCUUCCAGCCUCACCAACAGAUGUCCCCUCUACAGUUUCAGCUGUUUCCCCUGCAGACCCUCCUGCCAACCCCUCUGCCCCCCCUGGUAGAGCCUUCAUCAGAAGACACAGGAUGGCUCUAGAGACUCGCCUGGGACUCUUACAGCCCAUAUUCCUGCGUCUCCAGGAUCAUGGAGUUCUGAUUCACGAGGAGAGGGAGGAGGUGGACAGCAAAUCCACCAAGACCCUACAGAACCAAGCCCUGCUGGACAUGGUGGUAAGGAAGGGGUCUCGCGCCCAGGAACACUUCUACCAGGUCCUGAAGGAAGUAGAUCCCUGCCUGGUUGAAGACCUGGAAGAGCAGACAGUCUGAGAGGUAACCAUGGAUACAACAGCAUCAGGAUAUAUUAUAUCACUAUACUAAUACAUGCUCUGAAAGAGACAGACAGUCUGAGACAGGUAGCCAUGGAUACAACCUCACAACCUCAGAAGAUAUCAAAACAUUUAUCAGAGACAGAGAGCGGCACUUUGAGGAGGAGCCAUCCUGACCAGAGGUGGUUGGUGUGUAACGUGAUUGGACACCAUUCUCACCAGCACUCCCAUCAAUCUGUAGUUUACUAUACAAGCCCCAGGUCUCAGGCAAGAUGACAUCACUGUGAGGCUACUGUCUACCAGACAACCUACCUGUGUUACUCUGGUACACUGGCUAGACUACAAGAUGAGGGCUACUGUCUACCAGACAACCUACCUGUGUUACUCUGGUACACUGGCUACAGACUACAAGAUGAGGGCUACUGUCUACCAGACAACCUACCUGUGUUACUCUGGUACACUGGCUACAGACAACAAGAUCAGGGCUACUGUCUACCAGACAACCUACCUGUGUUACUCUGGUACACUGGCUACAGACUACAAGAUCAGGGCUACUGUCUACCAGACAACCUACCUGUGUUACUCUGGUACACUGGCUAGAC
Messenger RNA from Oncorhynchus tshawytscha (Chinook salmon), 4861 nucleotides. RefSeq lists its product as uncharacterized. Gene Ontology annotation, biological process: regulation of apoptotic process. The coding region runs from base 97 to 4260 and encodes 1387 amino acids. Gene Ontology annotation, cellular component: cytoplasm. The record is from RefSeq and is a predicted model, not a curated record. NCBI's taxonomy places the organism in Eukaryota, Metazoa, Chordata, Actinopteri, Salmoniformes, Salmonidae. The transcript has 26 exons.